AUGAGACCGGGUCUCAUCGGAGACAUGGACGAAGACGAGAUCCUGAACGAGGCCAUGAUACGCAUCUUCGGCUCAGACUGGGUCGACGUUCAGCUGGAACAGAGGGAGGAUGAAUCCGACAGUGAUAAGAUCCGCCGUUUUUGGAGCAUUGUGGAUGAGCGCCGCCCGCCACCGCCCUUGCCCGGACUGCACAACAUGGAUACGUUUGUCAACGGCUUUAAUAGACCUACUGAUCUCGGUUCUAAAGAGAUCCUCAUGGCUCGUCAUGAAUUCAAUGCCUGGUAUGCAAUCAGAGAACGCUUUGAGACCUACCGCCAGGCCGUCGGUGGUUUGCCGGGUCUCCCACCAACGGAGCAAAUGGACAACAUUGGCAUCUAUCUUGAGAUGAUGAAUGCUCGGUAUAACCGCCUGGGUAUUCAAUACCGUGCUGAAUUCCAUGUCCUCGACGGUGUAAAAGUCAUCUUCAGGCGGUAA
This is a messenger RNA of Aplosporella prunicola CBS 121167, 474 nucleotides long. RefSeq lists its product as uncharacterized. The record is from RefSeq and is a predicted model, not a curated record. The transcript has a single exon. Lineage: Eukaryota; Fungi; Ascomycota; Dothideomycetes; Botryosphaeriales; Aplosporellaceae. Bases 1 to 474 code for a protein of 157 amino acids.